AGGUUUUGGCCCAGGAUGUCACUGUUUUUGUGGGAGGAAAACCGCCUCCGCUCCAAUGGUGUGAAUGUGGUGCAUGUGCUUUCGCUGGACAAGAAAGUUCAGAGGAUAGCCUCCCGCUCUUCGAGAGCUGCGGCAGAGGAGCUGCUGAAUCGGUGCAAGGGCCAUGAGCAGAGCGGCCUUGCAGAGCUCAAAAAGCUUUGCAGAGACAAGAUCCAGGAAGAGGCAGAGAAGCCAGCGGAUGCUCAACAAAAACCGCCGGAUCUGAGUGCGGGCUUGGGCUUGCAGCUUGAGGAUCUGUUUGCGGCUGCUGGCGAGCCGGCAACACCCGUGCUUGGCAACAAGGGCAAGCCAGCUGCGGAGACUGUCGUGGAGGCGACACAGAGCGCAGCUGCUUCUGUCGAACCAGCCAUCGAAGCCAGCCUGGCCACAGAGGACUGUCCUGCGCCCAUUGCUGACGCUGCGCUUUCCCCGACUGUGAAGCACACUCCUGUGGACGCAGAGGCGCCAGCAAAGCAAGGAGUCGUGCGCGCGGAGGCCACUACACCGGUGCAAGCUGAGGCUGCCAGCCCUACUUCCCUGACACCCGUGAAAGUUGGCAAGCCUGCUUCCCCCACAUUGGUGCGGGCUCAGGCUGCCAGCCCUGGUUCCAAGAACACCUUAGAGUACAAGGUCUGGGGUUCUCCUUGCAAGAAGCUGAAGCUUGACAAGGACAAGGGCAAGGCCAACUCCGGCAAUCCGCAGCGCCAGCUGCACGAAGCCUGGCAUCGCUGUAGAGUCUGCAAGUUACAGAAAAGGCCGUCUGGCAGUGAGAAAAAGUCUCACGGUGCCAAGUGUCAUUGGUGUCAGAUUGUGACCCAGCGCUUUGCAAGGAAAUACUUUCAAGGUUGCAUGAUGGGGCAGAAUUUUACCCAGCUCCAGCUUGAGCAUAUCGAGUGCGAAUCCACUCGUUUGCGGGAGGAAGAUUUGGGCUCAUCAGUUUGAUGACGGGUGUACGGAAGUACUGCGCAGCAGUACCGGGCAUGCAUGGGGUGCGAG
Molecule: messenger RNA, 1035 nt
Organism: Effrenium voratum
Lineage: Eukaryota; Dinophyceae; Suessiales; Symbiodiniaceae
Source: the annotation of a GenBank genome assembly